AUGCGAAAUCUGCGACAUGGCCUCGCUACCAGCUCAUCAUGGUCAAGGACAACACACUGGAUAAUUCCAACCCGCAACUUCUCCAAUUCCCAACCAAAACAUGACUUCUCCCCCUUCACCCGCCGACUCUACAAGCUCCCCACAGCACCCACUCCAACCACCCAGCACAACAACCUACCCACCUUCCUCUCCUACGCCUCACGCAUCUCCCUCCCAACAACAAGCACAGUCUACGUAGGAACCCACUACGAAUACACCGUCCAAAACAGCCUACGCCGAUACGCACUAAGUCUACACCGCGUCGGAGGCCGCGACGAUGCCGGCAUAGACCUAGUCGGCACCUGGCAUCUGCCGGAGCGGGAGCGGGAACGCGCAGUCCGCGUGCUGGUGCAAUGCAAAGCACUAAAGACAAAACUGGGUCCGAACCUGGUGCGCGAGCUCGAGGGCGCACUCCGCCAGGCACCUGUUGGAUGGCGCACGGGCCAGACGGCCGGCGUGUUGGUGAGUCCGCGCGAGGCAACCAAGGGGGUGCGGGAUACUCUUGCGCGGAGCUCGUACCCGCUCUUUUGGCUCCUGGUUGAGCGGGAUGGGGUGGUUAAACAGGUGCUUUGGAAUUCGAGAGCUGGGGAGGUGUUGGGCUUGGACCCUUUGGCUGUGGAGAAUAGGUAUGGUACGACGCUGGCGGAGGAUGGAUGUAUCACUUCGCAGGUGGCGCUGACCUGGGAUGGAUGUGAUGUCCCGGAUUUGGAGCGGGUGGAGGUGGAUCUUGCUCGUUCCGAGCGGGAAUGGGUUGCGUCUUGGGGGGUGGAAUUGUCCGAGGUUGGGAAGGAUGAGCUAUUGGAUGUUGUCGAGAAGACCUUCCCCGAUGGUCGUCCGGAGGUGGGUGCUGAUGGUAAGGUUGCUGAAGAGCAUCGGGCGAGGGUAAUUCAGGCUUUACAGAGGCAUUGA
Messenger RNA from Penicillium waksmanii, 948 nucleotides. RefSeq lists its product as uncharacterized. The transcript has a single exon. Gene Ontology annotation, cellular component: mitochondrion. Gene Ontology annotation, molecular function: nucleic acid binding. The coding region runs from base 1 to 948 and encodes 315 amino acids. NCBI's taxonomy places the organism in Eukaryota, Fungi, Ascomycota, Eurotiomycetes, Eurotiales, Aspergillaceae. The record is from RefSeq and is a predicted model, not a curated record.